AUGCAGAGAGCAAAAGAAGCUGCUUCGAAUGUUGCCGCAUCAGCAAGGUCCGGCAUGGAGAAAACCAUGGCCGCCGCUGAGGAAAAGGCUGAGAAAAUGAGCACCAUGGACCCUGCGAGGAAGGAGAUGGCGGAGGUGAAGAGAGACCAGAGGACCCGUGAGGCGGAGCUUGAGAAGCAAGCCGCUUACGACCAGAACGCUGCCGCGAAACUGGCGGCUCAAGGAGGAAGAGGUUACGGGGUUCACACGGCAGCUGCACCCGGAGAACACAUCCACGGCGGUCAGGGCUACACCACUGCCGCCACAGGACGUCAUCCCGCAACCGGUGUGUUGGACCCAACCGGGAUGGAAACGCCGGGGGUUGUGGACCCUGAUACGGUCCGGAGGCACGAUGAAGGUAAAAGGGUUGGGGUGCAGGAUCCAAAUGUUGCUGGGGGUACCACCACUGGUUAUGGAGCCGGUUCAACUGUUUAA
Molecule: messenger RNA, 474 nt
Organism: Oldenlandia corymbosa var. corymbosa
Lineage: Eukaryota; Viridiplantae; Streptophyta; Magnoliopsida; Gentianales; Rubiaceae
Source: the annotation of a GenBank genome assembly